Molecule: messenger RNA, 1590 nt
Organism: Neltuma alba
Lineage: Eukaryota; Viridiplantae; Streptophyta; Magnoliopsida; Fabales; Fabaceae
Product: nucleosome assembly protein 1;4
Exons: 11
Coding region: 90-1205 (371 amino acids)
Biological process (GO): nucleosome assembly
Cellular component (GO): nucleus
Source: RefSeq, a predicted model, not a curated record
CUUUUUCUCUAGCUUUUUCCUUUUCCUCUCUCUUUUCGCUUUUCCUCCUCCAUCUGAUUUUUUUCAUCUUCCAAACAAUCUCAUUAACAAUGAGUGAUGAGGCUUCCAAAAACGAUACUGUAGGCGUCCCCGAAGCUGAGGCCGAUCUUCCCGCUGCCGCAGCCGCUCUGAGUCCCGAGGAUCGUGCCGAUCUGGUUAAUGCGCUCAAGGAUAAACUUCAGCUCUUGGCUGGGCAGCAUGUGGAUAUCCUUGACACACUGUCACCCAAAGUCAGGGAACGCGUGGAGUUUCUCAGAGGCCUGCAGAGCCAACAUGAUGAGCUGGAAGCAAAGUUUUUGGAGGAGCGAGCUACAUUGGAAGCUAAAUACCAGAAGCUUUAUGAACCACUUUAUACAAAGAGGUAUGAAAUUGUCAAUGGCAUAGUCGAGGUUGAGGGAAUUACGGAUGAAGCAGGGACAGAUGAAGAGAAAGUUACGGAAGAGAAAGGAGUUCCAGGCUUCUGGCUAACUGCAAUGAAGACCAAUGAGACAUUUACCGAUGAGAUCACUGAACGUGAUGAAGGAGCUCUCAAGUAUCUUAAGGAUAUCAAGUGGAGUAAACUUGACGAUCCCAAGGGUUUCAAGCUGGAGUUCUUUUUUUCUACAAAUCCGUAUUUUAAUAAUCCGGUUCUGACAAAAACAUAUCACAUGAUCGAUGAUGAUGAUGAUCCUAUAUUAGAAAAAGCAAUAGGAACCGAUAUUGAAUGGUAUCCUGGAAAGAACUUGACACAAAAGAUUUUAAAGAAGAAGCCAAAGAAAGGGUCAAAAAAUGCUAAACCUAUCACGAAAACAGAAAAAUGUGAAAGUUUUUUCAACUUUUUCCACCCACCCCAGAUCCCUGAGGAGGAGGAUAUUGAUGAUGAUGAUGUUGAAGAGCUUCAGAAGUUGAUGGAACAUGAUUAUGACAUUGGUUCUACAAUUCGGGAUAAAAUUAUUCCCCAUGCUGUGUCAUGGUUUACUGGGGAGGCCGUACAUGAUGAAUAUGAGGAUAUAGAAGCUGAUGAAGAUGAUUAUGAAGAAGAUGAAGAUGAUGAUGAUGAAGAGGAGGAAGAGGAAGAAGAUGAAGACCAGGAACAGGAAGGCAAAAACCGGAAGAAGAAAAGUGGCCGGGCUAGGCCUGGAAAAGGUCAGCGAGGUGAACAGCCUCCUGAAUGCAAGCAGCAAUAGGGUCGGGGUUGCUGUUGCAGACAUAGAUAGGUCCACUGUCAAUGGAGUAAAUAUAUACUGUGGAAAGUUCUAGUUUACUUCGGUCAGAACUUACAAGCUACAAUCGAAAUUUUUAUUGUGUGGUCUUUUUUAAGUUGAUUUCUUGGGCACGUGAUGAGGUUUUCUUGGUUCCCUUCGGUUUCGUUGUGAUGUGGAUUUUAUUUCCAUCUUCUUUGAAGUUAGAACUAUUAAUGUGUGCUUUGUCCAUAUGCGUUGUGUAUUAUACGACAUUGUACAGAUAUUCUUACUUUACUCUGCUUAUUCUACAAAAGUUCAAAUUCUGUCAACUUGUCUGUAUAAGAAAGAACAAUAAAAGUCAUACCCUUGGAUCAGGGUACUUGAAUGA